UAUUUUUAGUUUUCAGCAAUUUCUACAUUAAUUUCUCAGUUGUUUCAAUAAUUUUGGGCAACGUUGACGGUAAUUCGAAGGAUUUUUGUACGUUUUUAAUAAUUUAAUUAAUAUUAAAAUUUAAUAAAUUAUUUCAAUAAAAUGAGAAUUUUCCAAUUACAAAAAAUUGGUAAACACUUUGGUUACCAUAAAAAUGUUCUUCAAGUUGCCACAAAAACAAUUGGGGCAAAUUUUCAUACAACUUCAACUCGUUUAAAUGAUCUUUUGAUUGAUUCAUCAGAAUAUAGUUUUUUGAAAGAUAUUGGUUUAGAAUCAACAAAUUGUGGUGUAUAUAACGGUUCAUGGAAAGGUACUGGACAUAUUAUUAAGGCAAUAGAUCCUGGCACUGGUAAGACUAUAGCUAAUGUAAAAUGUGGAAGUCCAACUGAAAUGGAAGAAUGCUUAGCUGUUGGAACGAAAGCAGCAAAGGAUUGGGCAAAUGUUCCAGCACCUGUACGUGGUGAAAUUGUACGUCAAAUUGGUGAUGAAUUGCGUAAAUAUAAAGAUCAGUUAGGUAAAUUAGUUAGUCUUGAAGUUGGUAAAAUUGCUAGUGAAGGACAAGGUGAAGUGCAAGAAUUCAUUGACAUUUGCGACUAUGCUGUCGGUUUAUCACGAAUUUAUUCAGGACAAGUAAUACAAUCUGAAAGAAAAUCUCAUACAAUUCUGGAAAACUGGAGACCUUUAGGUUUAAUUGGUGUUAUUUCCGCUUUUAAUUUUCCAAACGCAGUAUUUGGAUGGAAUGCUGCUAUUGCUAUGGCUGUUGGUAACUCCGUCCUUUGGAAAGGUGCUUCAACUACUUCUUUAGUUUCAAUAGCAACGACAAAGAUAGUAACAGAAGUUUUAAAAAGAAAUAAUUUACCACCAGUUAUUACACUAUGUCAAGCAGGCUCAUCUGUUGGAAAUCAAAUGGUAACAGAUGAACGUGUUAAACUGUUAUCUUUUACAGGAAGUUGUGGAACAGGUCGCACAAUUGGUAUGGAAGUCCAAAAGCGUUUUGGAAAAGUUAUCCUUGAACUGGGUGGAAACAAUGCAUUAAUAAUUGACGAAAACGCAAAGCUUGAUUUAGCUUUAGAUGCAGCCUUAUUUGGCUGCAUUGGUACAUCCGGGCAAAGAUGUACUACUACUAGAAGAAUCAUAAUUCAUGAAAAAGUAUAUGAUGAAUUUGUAAACCGUUUGGUAGGAAAAUAUCAAAGAGUUAUGACAAAACUAGGACAUCAAUUGGAUCCAAACACACUUUAUGGACCAGUUCACACAGAGGGAACAGUUAAAGAUUAUAAGGAGACAAUAGAAGAAGCAAAAACAGCUGGUGGAAAAAUUGAAUUCGGCGGCAAUGUAAUUAAAAAACCAGGUUUUUACGUGGAACCUACGAUAAUAUCUAAUCUGCCACAUAAUUCUGUAUGUGUACAUAAAGAAACAUUCGCACCUAUUGUAUAUGUGUUGAAAACUAAAUCAAUCGAUGAAGCAAUUAGUUGGAAUAACGAGGUAGAACAAGGACUUUCAUCAUCGUUAUUUACUGAAAAUAUAUCAAAUGCAUUUAAAUGGAUUGGACCAAAUGGCUCUGAUUGUGGUAUUGUUAAUAUAAAUACAACGACAAAUGGUGCUGAAAUAGGUGGAGCGUUCGGUGGUGAGAAACAAACUGGUGGUGGUCGUGAAUCUGGCUCUGAUUCAUGGAAACAAUACUGUACAAGAGCUACUAUUACAAUUAAUCAUUCUGGUGAAAUUGCACGAGCACAAGGUGUUGAAUUCGAUGUGUAGAUAAAUUCAUUGCAAUAGCCCACUUUAAUUGUCUUAAGUAAAUAUAAUACUUUUUUAACUAUAAUAAAAAUAAUUUUAUAUACAACAUACAACAGGAA
Condylostylus longicornis is the source of this 1892-nucleotide messenger RNA. RefSeq names its product putative aldehyde dehydrogenase family 7 member A1 homolog (gene Aldh7A1). Lineage: Eukaryota; Metazoa; Arthropoda; Insecta; Diptera; Dolichopodidae. Gene Ontology annotation, molecular function: aldehyde dehydrogenase (NAD+) activity. The record is from RefSeq and is a predicted model, not a curated record. The transcript has 4 exons. Bases 142 to 1794 code for a protein of 550 amino acids.